Molecule: messenger RNA, 2541 nt
Organism: Oryzias latipes (Japanese medaka)
Lineage: Eukaryota; Metazoa; Chordata; Actinopteri; Beloniformes; Adrianichthyidae
Gene: spsb1
Product: splA/ryanodine receptor domain and SOCS box containing 1
Biological process (GO): proteasome-mediated ubiquitin-dependent protein catabolic process; intracellular signal transduction
Cellular component (GO): SCF ubiquitin ligase complex
Molecular function (GO): protein binding
Source: RefSeq, a predicted model, not a curated record
UAAGGCAUAAUAAGGCUUCUCUUUUGCCAUUUUCUCCGAAUCUGAGCAGACUUGGACCGUCAGCUGCAUGUUGUCCGCAGAGCUGCGUGGGGAGGUCCUAAUCUGCAGGAGCAGCUGGGAGCAGUUUACCACGUGAUAGGAGAGAUGUUAGAGCAGCCAUCGCCGUUUCACCCAAUUCAUGUCCAGGCUCAAGCUGGGAAAAGGUGAGGCGGCGAGGAAAAAGGGGCGCCACCCGGGAAGAAGCCUUAGCUGGAUCCCUCCUCGCCGUACCAAGGACUGCUGCAAACAUCUGGCACCUGUGCGUCCACCCUAAAGCCAAAGAGUGCUAUUUGCCUUUUUUGCCACAGGAACACUGUGGAGAACAAGGCCUGAGGUUGACUACUCCCCCCACUGGUCUUUGAGGAGGGGGGGAGGUACGAGAGGAGGGGAGAAGGAGAAGCGGCUCAACCCAACUGGAGCAUGGGGCAAAAAGUCCCUGGUGGCAUUAAAACCAUUGAUAUGCGUGAUCCAGCGUUCAGCCCUCUGAAAUUGGAGCUCCAGGCUUUGAGUCACACCAAGCCGUCCCGACUGGAUUUGAUUCUGGACAUGCCCCCCGCGGGCCCGGACGUCCAGGUCCAACACUCUUGGAACAACGACGACCGCUCCCUCAACGUCUUCGUCAAAGAUGACAACAAGCUGGUGUUUCACCGGCACCCCGUGGCGCAGAGCACGGACGCCAUCCGUGGCCGCGUCGGCUACACCAGGGGACUGCACGUGUGGGAAAUAAGCUGGGCCAUGCGCCAGAGGGGCACGCACGCAGUGGUGGGUGUGGCCACAAGUGACGCUCCCUUGCACUCGGUGGGCUACACGGCUUUGGUUGGAAGCAACGCCGAAUCCUGGGGGUGGGACCUGUGCAGGAGUAAACUCUACCACGACGGCAAGAAUCUCCCCGGAAAAACAUACCCGGGCUUCCUGGAGCCCGGAGACACCUUCAUAAUUCCGGACUCCCUGUUGGUGGUCUUGGACAUGGAUGAGGGGACUCUGGGUUACAUAGUGGAUGGACAUUAUCUGGGUGUAGCAUUCAGAGGACUUAAAGGCAGGAAGCUGUAUCCAGUGGUGAGCGCCGUAUGGGGACACUGUGAAAUUCGAAUCCGGUACAUAAAUGGACUUGAUCCUGAGCCGCUGUCGCUGAUGGACCUGUGUAGACGCUCGGUCCGAGUAGCGCUGGGAAGAGAGCGUCUGGGUGAAAUCCAUAGACUACCCCUGCCAGCCUCCCUCAAGAACUACCUGCUCUACCAAUGACGACGCACGCUGACGGUCUCCGUAUGUGCAGACGCCUCGUUUGUUGCACUGGGAUCGUCCUUGGAGGGUGGGGUGUUUAACCCGUUUGACUGCAUUACGAAAACCUCCAGAAGUGACUCAUCCUCACCGGUGAUUCAGCAAGUACACUUCUUAUGGCCGUUGAACUCCUUUUGAGUUUAUUUUGUUUUAUAGCUCUUUGCAGCUGUGUCCUUUUUGACUUUAGGAAAUCAGGAAUCGCUGAGCACUAUGCACACGCUGAUCCGGUUGAAGCAAAGACGGCCGUGACGACUCGCCUGUAGGUUGUGGAUUGUUCUGGCAUUACUGAUUGGUGCCUCUGCUGUGACCUCCGGACUUUGUCUUUUAUGCAUUCCUGUUAUGUAGCUUUUGAAUUUUAAUUGUCCUUGCUCUGAGACAACACUAAAGUCACAAACAUGAACUUUACAUGCUAGUAAACUAGUGCAAUUCAAGUCUUUGACCACAAGGUGGCAGCACACUUUUUACAACGCAUCCUUUGCAAUUGAGAAGUCUAUCAAAAAUCCAGUUUUUAUCAUUGUGGGUUUUAAAUUGAUAAUAUUUAUACUUCACACCACACGGUAUAUUUAAAAGAAAGAUGCACUCCAUAAAGAGCUUCCAGUGCAGUUUGAGACAGUUCUGACCCUCUUUCUGUUUUGUGGAAUUGUCCCAUCAACAGGGAUCAGGCAGCUGACUGGAAUAUUAUCAGCAUAUUUUUAACAGAAAGAUAACAUCACUGUGAUCGUUUGUAGCAGGCAGCUACUGGAUGUUCUAAACAUCUUUUUUCACUCCGUCUUCUAGUGUCGUAGCCUCCUACCACAGGCUUUUUAUGCCCAAGUGUAUGGUUAUUUUCUUUCUUUUGUUUUGUUUUAAACUCCACAUGUGAAUCACUGUCUGCAGACUAUAAAUCACAGUAUAGAAAAGAACCAGUGGGUGACAAUCUACAAAGAAGAAAUAAUGCCAACAAACAGUGAAAUGCCAGACCACUGACUCGUCAAGAGUUUUUAAAUCCUUUUUUUCAACGCUCUGUUAAAUGUCAACUCUCUGCUUCUUUUUAUUUUUACCAUGCUUGCAGCCUCCCCUUGAUUUAUAUAUAUUUUUUUGUAAUUCCCUGUAGAAAUGUUAAUUAUAUAUUAAAGAUUGUUUCAAAAUAUGUGCUGUUUACAAAUGAAUGUUCUGUUGAUACAAGGUUUGAUUUUUAAUCCGUUACAGAGGCGGUUUAGUUCAGAGCUGCAGAAUCCACUGCUG